ACCUCAUAGCCCCAUUUCACAGAAACCCGCCUGGCGACGACGAUGAGUGCGUUCUCUGAACAGGAUCUACUUUGUCCUCGGUGCUCUGAGAUUUAUUGCCUUCCCGUUCUUUUAAAAUGUGGCCACAACGUGUGCAAGGUUUGCUUACACAAAUACUGGGAAGAGAAAGGAACUCGGGAAUGCCCCGUGUGUUUUGUCGUGUCUGUCCUCGGGAGGCCUCCGAUCAAUCUGGCUCUGAAGAUCGCUGCAGACGAAUAUGUGCAAAGGACCUAUAUGAAUCUUGACUUUUGUGUUCACCAUGACGAGAAACUGAAGAUUUUCUGUCAGGAAGACGAAGAGCCCAUCUGUCUGAUCUGCCAAAUAUCACAACAGCACAAACUGCAUAGAUGCUGUCCCAUAGAGGAGGCGACUCAGCAGAGAAAGAGAGAAAUUUCAUUGAUGCUGGAGCUUUUAAAGAAAAAACUAGAAUCGCUGAACACGGCUAAGCAACUUUGGGAGGAGACUAAAACCUACAUACAGACCCAAACCUCAGAGAACGAGAAAGUGAUAAAAGAGGAGUUCGAGAAGCUGCACCUGUUCCUUCGGGAAGAAGAAAAGCUCAGACUGAAGAUUCUUAGACAGGAAGAAGUAGUAAAGAGCCAGGUGUUGUCUGAGAAACUGGAAACCAUCAAAGACCAGCUUAACACCCUGCGUUCCACUAUCAGUGAUACAGAGAGAUCCCUCCGGCUGAGCGAUGUACUGUUUUUAAAGGGCUACAAGCAGACAAAGAAAAGUGUUAAAGUUGACGUUCAAGAGCCCGAGUGCAUCAGGAACAUCCUCAUUAACUCUACCAAGCACCUGGCGUCGCUUAAGUUUGAGGUUUGGAAGAAGAUGGUCAACAUUGUCCAAUAUGUUCCCAUCGCGAUGGAUCCAAACACAGCUCAGCCCAACUUGAAGCUCUCUGAGGAGUUGACCAUGGUACAAUACACCAAAAAACAGGAGCUGCCCCAAAACCCUGAGCGCUGCACCAGCCGCAUGUGUGUGCUCGGAGCAACUGGCUUCACCUCUGGAAAGCACAGCUGGACGGUAGAUGUCGGCCAGGCUAAAGACUGGUACGUCGGCGUGGCCCUGGAGUCGAUCAAAAGGAAGAGCACCGUCUUCCUCAACCCCGCUGAGGGCUUCUGGGUGAUUGGCCUGUGCAACGGGGACACGUUCUGGGCUCAGACCUCGCCUCGCACCAAGCUGGUGUUAAAGCAGAAGCCUGGGAGAAUAACGGUGGAGCUGGACUAUGACAAAGGAAGGGUGGUGUUCAUCAGCGACGACCUGUCAAUAAUCCACACAUUUAAAGACAGAUUUAAAGAGAGGAUUUUCCCCUACUUCUCCCCUGGACUGUAUGAGGAAGGGAGGAGCUCCAGCCCCCUGAAAAUCUGUCCUCUGACCAUAAAGGUGGAUGUAGGGUGAAAUGACCUACAGCUGAUUCACGACUCACAAUGGGCUUGAAGCUUUUUCCUGUUUGAGCCUAAACUUGUUAAACCACCUUCACUGGAAUUUCCCUGAGAUGAUUAAAAGUAUCUGCCUAACCUAAUCUAUUUCAGCAUGAAAUUACCACUGUAGAAGUUAACAGUAUAAUAUACAAAUAUUGUAUUUUAAGGCUAGAUCAUAAUUCAUUCACCAAGACAUGAACAUUUUCAAACAAGUAGUUUAUUCCAUAUAAUAACUUAACUGUCCUUCUCCUUGGUUUUUGAUUUCCUUUGUGUUGCCAUGUCCUUCAGUUUAGAGUCCAGUUUUCUCUGCAGGUACGCUUUCUUGUUGGGGUCCAUGGAUUUGUCUUUUUUUCCACUACCAGCAUAAAGGACACCUUCCUUGCUUAUUCUCAUCCGAGCAUGGGACUUGGCUUUGUCUCCGCAGCCGUGAACCUAUAAAGAGUUGGAUGAGAAUUAAGGGUUUUGGAGAGAACACAAAACCUCUUGACUUUUAUUCAUUGUCAGAAAUCAUGUUACAUAUCUAGUAAAAAACUCCCAUUAAAGAAAAACAAAUCAAACAUU
Messenger RNA from Betta splendens (Siamese fighting fish), 2024 nucleotides. RefSeq names its product zinc-binding protein A33-like. The coding region runs from base 43 to 1440 and encodes 465 amino acids. The record is from RefSeq and is a predicted model, not a curated record. The transcript is spliced from 6 exons. Lineage: Eukaryota; Metazoa; Chordata; Actinopteri; Anabantiformes; Osphronemidae. Gene Ontology annotation, molecular function: protein binding; zinc ion binding.